Messenger RNA from Naegleria lovaniensis, 1536 nucleotides. RefSeq lists its product as uncharacterized. Bases 1 to 1536 code for a protein of 511 amino acids. The record is from RefSeq and is a predicted model, not a curated record. The transcript has a single exon. Lineage: Eukaryota; Heterolobosea; Eutetramitea; Acrasida; Naegleriidae.
AUGUAUCAAGAUCUACUUUAUGAACAAGAUAACAAAGGAAAUGACAAACAAGAGAGUAUUACUCACAGUGAUAAUUCUGUGGUCCAAGAAAGUAUUACGUGUCCAUGUUAUUUAGUUGCCGCAAAAACUUAUUUCCCUAUUCUUUUUAAAUAUUUCAAAAGAGAUGAUCCUUUGGUAGUUUGGGCCAAAGCAGUUGCAAGGGAAGAUUCACCAAAAGAGAAAACAUUUGAAUCAGCUGAUGAUCUUGUUGAAAAUUUGAUGCAUAUUGUACAUUGUUUUGCAUAUAAGGACGAUUUUUAUUUAUUGUACCCUGAACAAAAUCGUACUGAAGCGGUGGUCAAGCUUAGAAAUUACAUAAGGUUCAUAUUUAGCAAAAUUUCCACUUCAUAUACUCGUCAAGAUAUAUCUGCAACACAUCUAUUAAGCGCAUCAUUAAGAAAAGAACUUAUUUCUUCAGAAAGCUCCUCCUCCAAUGAUGGUAAUAGUGACCAAGAUGAAGACUGGAAUUACUCUGAGCUACUUCCCUCAUCUUUUUACGAGCAAUACGAACAAUUCUCUGUGGACUCCUUCAAUCAAGACCCCAACCCUGAGGGACUACAAGAUCUAUAUAGAGCAUUAAAACGCUCACGAAAGAGCAAUGAACUGUUUCAGUUCAAGAUUACAAAUUCCCGAAGAAAAGAGUAUAAUUUCCACAACAAAUUGUUCGCUGAGUAUUUGCAAGAUUGCAUUGAAAAAGGAAUGAGUUUGAAUUCAAGUCUCUUAUUCUUGAACGACUUUAUUAACAGUUGGAAAAGAAGAAAUGUCACACUUUCUUCAGAACUACAUAUGAAGGUUUUCCAGCACGAUUGGAUUUCGAAAAUGUUUAGCGAUUUUGGGAGAACUGUGAAAAAAAAUUACAAGAUGUCCUUAAAUGAAGAUUCUUCAAAAUACUGUCGACCAGACAUGCUUGUUGAGGACGACGCUGUUUGUAUGGAAUGUAAAUUAAUGAAUGUUCUCAAUUGUGAAAGCGAUGUUCGGAAAGCAACGCUUCUUCCCCUUAGAAUGAUGCAAGAACGAGAUUUGUCGAGAGGGUUAGGUCUUCUUGCAGAUUCCAAAUAUGUGUAUUCCUUUUUUAUAGAGCUUGAUAAUGAUAGUAAUUAUUACAAGUGGAUAUACUGCCAUCGUUUUGAAAUGGAUCAAUUGUAUGACCGAUGUUUAUUAUUCUUCAUUUUGCUUCGGUUUUUGAUCCAACGAAGCGGAAAUAAGGUCUUGCAAGCUGAAUAUAAUAGAUUAAAAGCUCUUGCAACAACUUGGGAGAAUGAGAAAAAAGGUAAUGAUUCAAGUGCUACAAUUGUUUCAACUCAAAGCAAGGGUCGCCCCACAGGAAGUGUAUCAUCCUCAAACCAUUCGUCAACUCAACGAUCAAUCCACUCAAACACAAUAUCCACAACACAAGCACAACAGAAAAAGAAACUAUUAUUCAAGAAACACAUUAAGGACAGGACUGAACGAAUUUUAAAUGACGUUUCAAAUUUUCACAACAUCCACAGCCAUUAA